AUGGUCGACUACAGCAAUUGGCUCCGCGAUGUCAGCGACGACACUAAACUGUCGACACUCUCGAUCCCCGGCACUCAUAACAGUGCUGCCUACCAUAUGGCUCUGCCCUCUGUCCAGUGUCAGGAUGCCUCGAUCACCGAGCAAUUAGAGAACGGAGUUCGUUUCUUGGACAUUCGAGUGUCCAAGAACAUUCUUCACAGCGAUGACCAGCAGUACAAUUUGGUUGUUUGUCACGGCAAGUUCCCUAUCAAGUUGCUGGGCAAUGUCGAGCUUUCCGAGGCUCUGGACGAGGUGUACAAAUUCCUGGACUCUCACCGAUCCGAGACUGUCAUUGUAUCCAUCAAGCAAGAGGGUUCUGGUACCUGGGACAACGAUCAUGACGAGUUUGGAAACUGCAUUUGGGACAGAUACGUCAACAAGAACAAGGACAAGUGGUACCUUGGAACUGAUAUCCCCAAGGUCGGAGACACUCGAGGAAAGGCGGUUUUGUUCCGUCGAUUCGGAGUCAAGGACCAGCAACGUAAGAGCCAGUUUGGUUUCGAGGCCUCGUGGUGGACUUAUAACACCAGCAACGACGACCGCGGCAACCUGCAAGUGCAAGACUGGUGUGAAAUCAACAAACCCGAGGACAUUGGCACCAAAGCCAACUAUGUCAAAGAGCACAUCAAACGUGCUGUCGACUACAACUCCACCAACACCGACUCCCAAAAGCUGUUUGUCAACUUCUGCUCGGGUUCCAACUUCUUCGACCACGAAUGCUGGCCCCAAAAGAUCGCAGAGGGUCUCGACCAGGACAAAAUCGACGAGACCUUCGGUAAGGGCAGCGGUAUCCUCGUGCUCGACUACGCCAAAACAAACGACUGGCGAAUCGUCCGCGAGUACGUCAACAAGAACUUCUAA
Molecule: messenger RNA, 900 nt
Organism: Sugiyamaella lignohabitans
Lineage: Eukaryota; Fungi; Ascomycota; Dipodascomycetes; Dipodascales; Trichomonascaceae
Gene: PLC2
Product: 1-phosphatidylinositol phosphodiesterase
Exons: 1
Coding region: 1-900 (299 amino acids)
Biological process (GO): lipid metabolic process
Molecular function (GO): phosphoric diester hydrolase activity
Source: RefSeq, a predicted model, not a curated record